AUGUUGAUAAUUUUGCAGAGACAAGCGGAUGUGAACUCGCUGAUGUUGCUAUUGGCGUUGUUAUGCCAUUUGCUUCCGUUGCUAUUCACGUACAGAGCUGCUUCGGCUGAACUCACCGUAGAGCCUUCGCUGUAUUUGUCGAGAGCUUCUAGCAUUGUUAUGCUGGUUGCGUAUUUUGCUUACUUGAUCUUUCAGUUAUGGACGCAUAGGCAAUUAUUUGAAGCGGAAGAUGAAGGGGAAGGGGAAGGUGAGAACAAUGGAGCGGAAGAAGAGGCUGUGAUUGGAUUCUGGAGUGGAUUUGCUUGGUUGGCUGGAAUGACUGUGUUCAUUGCUUUGUUGUCUGAAUAUGUGGUGGAUACAAUUGAGGAUGCAUCAGAUUCAUGGGGUUUAUCUGUGAGCUUUCUCAGCAUAAUCUUGCUUCCGAUAGUUGGCAAUGCGGCUGAACAUGCAGGAGCAAUCAUUUUUGCUUUCAAGAACAAGCUGGACAUUUCCUUAGGUGUUGCAUUGGGCUCUUCCACUCAAAUUGCCAUGUUUGUGGUAAAUAAACAUACUCUCAACUUUUAUAUUUAUAAAGAUUGCGGUUGAAACAGCGUCGGUUAUGCGGUGACCUUAACAUCUUUUACACGGGAGUUAUAUUUAUCGUUG
This is a messenger RNA of Lathyrus oleraceus (garden pea), 645 nucleotides long. Its product is annotated as vacuolar cation/proton exchanger 3. NCBI's taxonomy places the organism in Eukaryota, Viridiplantae, Streptophyta, Magnoliopsida, Fabales, Fabaceae. Gene Ontology annotation, molecular function: calcium:proton antiporter activity. Gene Ontology annotation, cellular component: plant-type vacuole membrane. Gene Ontology annotation, biological process: intracellular calcium ion homeostasis; calcium ion transmembrane transport. Bases 1 to 585 code for a protein of 194 amino acids. The transcript is spliced from 4 exons. The record is from RefSeq and is a predicted model, not a curated record.